Alosa sapidissima (American shad) is the source of this 2112-nucleotide messenger RNA. Its product is annotated as nucleobindin-2-like. Lineage: Eukaryota; Metazoa; Chordata; Actinopteri; Clupeiformes; Clupeidae. Bases 117 to 1460 code for a protein of 447 amino acids. Gene Ontology annotation, molecular function: calcium ion binding. The record is from RefSeq and is a predicted model, not a curated record. The transcript is spliced from 13 exons. Gene Ontology annotation, cellular component: extracellular exosome; endoplasmic reticulum-Golgi intermediate compartment.
GCAUCCCUCGACGGGGACACUUGACUUCGAGAUGAUGACAGGUGGAAACAAGCCUUAGGCAAAGCAGCUCGGUAAUAGCAAAUCCUUUACGAGAAGAGCCAGAGACGGAGAGAGAGAUGGGGACACGUAGAAGCAUGCAAUAUUGCUUUUGGCUGGUGCUAGUGUGUGCCUGGGUGUCUGUGGAUGCGGUGCCCAUUGCUGUGGACAAGAAUAAAGCUGAGCCACCAAAAGAGAAUCUGGACCCUCCAGAGAGCACAGACACUGGACUCCACUAUGACCGCUACCUGCGAGAGGUGAUUGAUUUCCUGGAGAAAGACCCACACUUUAGAGAGAAGCUCCACAACACCGACAUGGAAGCCAUCAAGCAAGGGAAGCUUGCAAAAGAGCUUGACUUUGUGGGCCACAGCGUUAGGACCAAACUGGACGAGCUGAAAAGACAGGAGGUGAACCGGCUCCGCACGCUCAUCAAAGCCAAGCAGGACGUGGCAGGAGGGAAAGGUAUGACAGUGGACUAUGAAGCUCUCCUGAGGCAGUUUGAGCACCUGAACCAUAUGAACCCACACACGUUUGAGGUGGACGACCUGGACAAACUCAUUAAAUCAGCCACAAGCGAUCUGGAGAACUAUGACAAGGAGCGGCAUGAGGACUUCAAGCGCUAUGAGAUGAGAAAGGAGCAUGAGAGGCGCGAGCACCUGAAACAGCUGGACGAGGAAGAGAGGAAGAAAGAGGAGGCGCACUACGAGGAGAUGAGGAAGAAGCAUGCAGACCAUCCCAAAGUGAACCACCCUGGAAGUAAGGACCAGCUGAAAGAAGUGUGGGAAGAAUCUGAUGGUUUGGAUCCUGAAGACUUUGACCCAAGGACAUUUUUCAGCUUGCAUGAUACCAAUGGAGAUGGCUACUUUGAUGAGCAAGAGCUUGAGGCGCUGUUCACUAAAGAGUUGGAGAAGAUCUAUGAUCCUAAACAAGAGGAGGAUGACAUGAUUGAGAUGGAAGAGGAGAGGCUGAGGAUGAGGGAACACGUCAUGAAUGAGGUGGACACCAAUAAGGACAGACUAGUGUCCCGGGAUGAGUUCAUGGCCGCCACUAAGAAGAAGGAGUUCCUGGACACAGACCCCUGGGAGACCCUGGAGCAGAAUCAGCUCUAUACAGAUGAGGAUAUGAGGGAGUUCGAGGAGCAUCUGGCUCGGGAGGAGAACACCCUCAACCAGAAGACUGUAGACCUGGAUAAACAGCGGGCAGAACUGGAGCGGCAACAGGAGGAACUCAACGCACAGAAGUUUGAGUUACAACAGGCGAUGGAACACAUGGAGAAGAUGAAACAGCUGAAGACAGAGUCUCCAGCAGAGGUCAAAGGUAGUGUAGUUCCAGUUUCUCCUGGCCAGGGAGCCAUGCCGGCUCUCCCAGCAGACAGCAAACCCAUCGCACCUGGGCACCAGCAAGACUUGCCAGUACACUCUUAGCAUACCCUGCUCUAUGUAUGUGUCUGUGUGUGCAUGUGUGCAUGUGUGUAUGUUUGUCUUUCUCUUUGUGGUUACUGUUAUUCUUUGUGCUUUGUUUGUGUCAGUGGAUCAGAAUAGGGCCCACAAUAGACUGAAAGACAAGCAUCUGGGUCCACGGUUCACAGUUCACAACUUUCCCAUGUCCAAGCCUUUCAAUGCCUUCAUAACAAUAUAUAGAUAAUUUAACAAUAUCUCAUAUGAUAACUCUUGUCAAAAGUGUAGUCAGUGGUUUCAGAGACUGUCAGGAAAGAUGUAGAUUUUAUAAGGCAAGAUAUGUUGUUAUGCACAGUACAUAAACAAGAUGUUUACAAUGUUUACAGCACAAAGUGAACGAAUGUCUUACGGAGUUUAGUCAAACUAGCCCAAGAGGCACUUGAGGUAUAUAGGAACACUGAGAGAAAUGAGAGAUUAUAUUUACUGUCCAUCCAACAAAAUCCUUUGUAUUUUUUACAAAGUUAUAAGAAUAUAUAUAGAAAACUUUGUGCAAAUGUAUACAGUCCAUGAAUGUAGAAAAUAAUGAAUCAGAACUAAUUUAAGUGCUAUCACUGAAUUGUGUGUGUUGUUGUGUGUGUGUGUGUGUGUGUGUGUGUGUGUGUGUGUGUGUGUGUGUGUG